CUGAGAGAAGUGAAGGAGGAGAGAGAAGAACUGAUGGACGUGAAAGAGGAGAGAGAAGAACUGAGUGAAGUGGUGGAGAAACAUCAUAUUAAACCUGGAGAAAAACCUUUGAGUCGCCCAAAGACAAAAAAGACAUUUUCAAAGAAAAGAAGAGCCAAGAAAUCUUUCACUUGCUCUCAGUGUGGAAAGAGUUACACAGCCAAACAUACACUUGUGAGUCACAUGAGAGUUCACACUGGAGAGAAGCCGUUCACAUGUAAUCAUUGUGGGAAGAGUUUCAGUCAUUUAUCAAUUCUUAAUGGUCACAUGAUGAUCCACACCGGAGAGAAGCCGUUCUCAUGUGAUCAAUGUGGGAAAACAUUUGUUAGUGCAUCAAGCCUGAAGAAACACCUGAGAGUUCAUACGAAGGAGAAGACACAUUCAUGUUCUGUGUGUGGAAAGAGUUUUUCACAGCUGUGUAAUUUACAUAGACAUGAGAAAAUUCACACUGGUGUGGGAGAGUACAUGUGCUUUGAGUGUGAGAAGACUUUCAUUUCAGCGUGCCGUUUAAAACGACACCAGAGAAUCCACACUGGAGAAAAACCUUACAAGUGUUCACACUGCGACAAGAGAUUCAGUGUAUCAGCAAAUCUGAAAACACAUGAAAGGAUCCACACUGGAGAAAAACCUUACAAGUGUUCACACUGCGGCAAGAGAUUCAGUGUGUCAGCAAAUCUGAAAACACAUGAGAGGAUCCACACUGGAGAGAAGCCGCACACAUGUUCACACUGUGACAAGAGAUUCAGUGUGUCAGCAAAUCUGAAAAGUCACAUGAGGAUCCACACCGGAGAGAAGCCGUUUAAGUGUGAUCAGUGUGGAAAGAGCUUCUCAGAAAAAAAAUCUCUUAAAAUUCACAUGAGAGUUCACACUGGAGAGAAACCGUUCUCAUGUGAUCAGUGCGGAAAGAGCUUUACACAAAAUAUACAUCUUCAAAAACACACGUGGAUCCACACUAGAGAAAAGCCAUAUGCUUGUGAUCAGUGCGAAAAGAGUUACUCAGAUAAACAGAGUCUUGACCUUCACAUGAGAAUCCACACUGGAGAAAAACCAUUCAUAUGUGGUGAGUGUGGAAAGAGAUUCUCAAUAAAAAAUUAUCUUAAGCUGCACAUGAAAGUUCAUACCAGAGAGAGACCGUUCGCAUGUGAUCAGUGUGGAAAGAGUUUCAAACGAUCAUCACACCUUGAUGAUCACAUGAGGAUCCACACAGGAGAGAAGCCUUUCACAUGUGAUCAGUGUGGGAAACGCUUCGCAAAGUCAACAAACCUUGAUGUUCACAUGAGAGUUCACACUGGAGAGAAGCCGUUCAGGUGUGAUCAGUGUGGAAAACGCUUUGCACGGUCAACAAACCUUGAUGUUCACAUGGUGAUCCACACCAGAGAGAAGCCGUUCUCAUGUGAUCAAUGCAGCAAAACAUUUCAUUGGGCGUCAAACCUGAAGACACACCUGACAGUUCAUACAAAAGAGAAACCUUAUUCAUGUUCUGUGUGUGGAAAGAGUUUUUCAGUGUGGGGUAAUUUACAUAAACAUGAGAAAACUCACACUGGUGUGAGAGAGUACAUGUGCUUUGAGUGUGAGAAGACUUUUACUACAGCUGCACAUUUAAAACAACACCAGAGGAUCCACACUGGAGAAAAACCUUACAAGUGUUCACACUGCGACAAGAUAUUCAGUUCUUUAUCAAAUCUGAUAACACAUGAGAGAAUCCACACUGGAGAAAAACCUUACAAGUGUUCACACUGUGACAAGGUAUUUCGUCGAUCAUCACAUCUGAAAUCACAUGAGAUGAUCCACACUGGAGAGAAACCUUACAAGUGUUCACACUGUGACAAGAGAUUCAGUCAGUCAGCAAAUUUGAAAAAACAUGAGAAGAUCCACAGCAGAGAGAAGCCGCACACGUGUGAUCAGUGUGGAAAGAGUUUCCCUCGCUGGUCAACAUCCCACAGCAAACAUAUGAGAAUCCACACUGGAGAGAAGCCAUUCACAUGUGAUCAGUGCGGAAAGAGUUUCUGUCGAUCAUCAUCUCUUAAUGUUCACAUGAGAAUCCACACUGGAGAGAAGCCGUUCACUUGUGAUCAGUGCAGCAAAACAUUUAAUCGGGUAUCGCACCUGAAGAAACACCUGACAGUUCAUAUGAAGGAGAAGCCACAUUCAUGUUCUAUGUGUGGAAGGAGUUUUUCACUGCUGCAAUAUUUACAUACACAUCAGAAAACUCACACUGGUGUGAGAGAGUACAUGUGCUUUGAGUGUGAGAAGACUUUUUCUUUAGCAAGCCAUUUAAAACGGCACCAGAGAAUUCACACCGGAGAAAAACCUUACAAGUGUUCAUACUGCGACAAGAGAUUCCGUCAGUCAUCAUAUCAAAAAACACACGAGAAGAUCCACAGUGGAGAAGAAUCUUACAAGUGUUCACACUGUGACAAGAGAUUUAAUCAGUGGGCAGAUCUGAAAAAACAUGAGAAGAUCCACAAUGUAGAAAAACCUUACAAGUGUUCACACUGUGACAAGAGAUUUAAUCAGUCGGCAGAUCUGAAAUCACAUGAGAGGAUCCACACUGGAGAAAAACCUUACAAGUGUUCACACUGUGACAAGAGAUUCAGUCAGUCAUCACAUCUGAAAACACAUGAGAAGAUCCACACGGGAGAAAAACCUUACAAGUGUUCACACUGUGACAAGAGAUUCGGUCAGUCAUCACAUCUGAAAACACAUGAGAAGAUCCACACUGUAGAAAAACCUUACAAGUGUUCACACUGUGACAAGAGAUUCAGUCAGUCAUCAUAUCUGAAAAAACAUGAGAAGAUCCACACUGUAGAAAAACCUUACAAGUGUUCACACUGUGAAAAGAGAUUCAGUCAGUCAUCAUCUCUGAAAACACAUGAGAGGAUCCACACUGGAGAAAAACCUUACAAGUGUUCACACUGUGACAAGAGAUUCAGUCAGUCAUCAUAUCUGAAAAAACAUGAGAAGAUCCACACUGUAGAAAAACCUUACAAGUGUUCACACUGUGAAAGGGAUUCAAGUUUCACAACCAAACAAUAUCUUGAGAAACAUAUGAGAAUCCACACUGGAGAGAAGCCAUUCACAUGUGAUCAGUGCGGAAAGAGUUUCUGUCGAUCAUCAUCUCUUAAUGUUCACAUGAGAAUCCACACCGGAGAGAAGCCGUUCUCAUGUGAUCAGUGCGGAAAGAGUUUCCGCCAAUCAUCAUGUCUUAAUGUUCACAUGAGGAUCCACACCGGAGAGAAGCCGUUCUCAUGUGAUCAGUGCAGCAAAACAUUUAAUCGGUCGGCAGAUCUGAAAUCACAUGAGAGGAUCCACACUGGAGAAAAACCUUACAAGUGUUCACACUGUGACAAGAGAUUCGGUCAGUCAUCACAUCUGAAAACACAUGAGAAGAUCCACACGGGAGAAAAACCUUACAAGUGUUCACACUGUGACAAGAGAUUCGGUCAGUCAUCACAUCUGAAAACACAUGAGAAGAUCCACACUGUAGAAAAACCUUACAAGUGUUCACACUGUGACAAGAGAUUCAGUCAGUCAUCAUAUCUGAAAAAACAUGAGAAGAUCCACACUGUAGAAAAACCUUACAAGUGUUCACACUGUGAAAAGAGAUUCAGUCAGUCAUCAUCUCUGAAAACACAUGAGAGGAUCCACACUGGAGAAAAACCUUACAAGUGUUCACACUGUGACAAGAGAUUCAGUCAGUCAUCAUAUCUGAAAAAACAUGAGAAGAUCCACACUGUAGAAAAACCUUACAAGUGUUCACACUGUGAAAAGAGAUUCAGUCAGUCAUCAUCUCUGAAAACACACGAGAGGAUCCACACUGGAGAAAAACCUUACAAGUGUUCACACUGUGACCAGGUAUUUCGUCGAUCAACACAUCUGAAAUUACAUAAGAGGAUCCACACUGGAGAGAAACCUUACAAGUGUUCACACUGUGACAAGAGAUUCAGUCAGUCAUCAUCUCUAAAAAAACACGAGAGAAUCCACAGCAGAGAGAAGUCGCACACGUGUGAUCAGUGUGGAAAGAGUUUCUCUAUUAAAACUCACCUGAAACAACACAUGAAGAUCCAUACAGUGGAAAAACCACAUCACAGCAGUCACGACCUGAUGGGAGAACCAGAGAGAACCUUACACAUGAGAUCAAUUCAGGAAGAGCUUUAUGGAUAAAGGAAACUUUAAGAGACACAUGUGGAUCUUCAUUGUUUACUAUAACUCUUUUAAAGUAGUUAGAGUGUGACUUAACGUUUCUCAGUCUCACGUCUGCAUGUCUCUCUUAUCAUAUGGCGCUUUUCCAUUACCAGUACCAGCUGGACUCGACUCGACUCGGCUAGCUUUUCGUUCCGUUUUCCA
This is a messenger RNA of Pimephales promelas (fathead minnow), 4386 nucleotides long. The record is from RefSeq and is a predicted model, not a curated record. NCBI's taxonomy places the organism in Eukaryota, Metazoa, Chordata, Actinopteri, Cypriniformes, Leuciscidae.